This is a messenger RNA of Balaenoptera ricei (Rice's whale), 5939 nucleotides long. It is a transcript of the gene THSD7A, whose product is annotated as thrombospondin type 1 domain containing 7A. The coding region runs from base 483 to 5429 and encodes 1648 amino acids. The record is from RefSeq and is a predicted model, not a curated record. NCBI's taxonomy places the organism in Eukaryota, Metazoa, Chordata, Mammalia, Artiodactyla, Balaenopteridae. The transcript is spliced from 28 exons. Gene Ontology annotation, cellular component: plasma membrane. Gene Ontology annotation, biological process: actin cytoskeleton organization.
UGUGCACUGGAGUUCUCGGGCGGGUGUGCUGGCUGUGGGUGCCCCCGCUCCCGUUCGCUCGCCUCCUUUCUUGCCCUGGCUCUCUCGCCUCCCCCUGCCUGGUGCUCCUGUCGGCUCACGCCCCCCUCCUCUCUCUCCAGCUGGCAGCGGGGGGGGGGCUGCGCUGCCUCCCGGACCUGGGGACCUGCUCCGUCAGCUGGGGCCCCCUGCGGACGGCUGCCUCCCUCGCCUCUAGGACCUGCCACUCUGCGCGGAAUGGCAGCGGCAGCAGCAUCCCCGCCAGCGGCGGUGGCGGCCGCAGCCACGGCCGCCGCAGAAGCUAUUGUUCCCUGGUGUUAAACGCGCUUUCCCUCCUUUUCAUCUGACAAGAACAAUAGCGGGGAGAGCUUUGCGUUCUGUACUUGGGAAGACAGUCCGAGGGCGAAGGAACAUUCCCUGCCAACCGCGUCCCGGACCUGGACCCUGGAGCGGCUGCGGGCGGCAUGGGGCUGCAAGCGAGGCGCACGGCGUCCCGGAGCCCCGACGCUGCGGGCCCGCGGCCGGCCGUCCUGCCGCUGCUGCUGCCGCUGCUGCUGUGCCCGGGCGCCUGCGGGGCUGCGGCGCCGGGCGCGGCGGAGGCACCCACCCUCUAUCUGUGGAAGACCGGUCCAUGGGGCCGAUGCAUGGGAGACGAAUGUGGUCCAGGAGGCAUUCAGACCCGCGCUGUGUGGUGUGCUCAUGUGGAAGGAUGGACAACAUUGCAUACAAACUGCAAGCAGGCCGAGAGACCCAGUAACCAGCAAAAUUGUUUCAAAGUUUGUGACUGGCACAAAGAGUUAUACGACUGGAGGCUGGGACCCUGGAAUCACUGUCAGCCUGUGAUUUCAAAAAGCCUGGAGAAACCCCUUGAGUGCGUUAAAGGGGAAGAAGGCAUUCAGGUGCGAGAGAUAAUGUGCAUCCAGAAAGAGAAAGACAUCCCUGCGGAGGAUAUCAUUUGUGAGUACUUUGAGCCCAAGCCUCUUCUGGAACAGGCCUGCCUCAUCCCCUGCCAGCAAGAUUGCAUUGUGUCUGAGUUUUCUGCCUGGUCGGAAUGCUCCAAGACUUGUGGCAGUGGGCUCCAGCACCGGACGCGUCACGUGGUGGCGCCCCCCCAGUUUGGAGGCUCAGGCUGUCCAAAUCUGACUGAGUUUCAGGUGUGCCAGUCCGGUGCCUGUGAAGCUGAAGAGAGCAUGUACAGCUUGCAGGUGGGGCCCUGGAGCACGUGCUCGAUACCCCACUCGAGGCAAGUAAGACAAACAAGGAGACGUGGGAAGAAUAAAGAACGGGGCAGGGGCCGAGGGAAAGGAGUGAAGGAUCCGGAGGCCCGUGAACUGAUCAAGAAAAAGAGAAAUAGAAACAGACAGAACCGACAAGAGAACAAAUAUUGGGACAUCCAGAUUGGAUACCAGACCAGAGAAGUUAUGUGUACUAACAAGACGGGGAAAGCUGCUGAUUUGAGCUUUUGCCAACAAGAGAAGCUGCCGCUGACCUUCCAGGCCUGUGUGAUCACCAAAGAGUGCCAGGUGUCAGAGUGGUCUGAGUGGAGCCCCUGCUCAAAAACGUGCCAUGAUAUGGCAUCCCCUAAAGGCACCCGUGUGAGGACGCGGCUCAUCAGGCAGUUUCCUAUUGGCAGUGAGAAGGAGUGUCCAGAACUUGAGGAAAAAGAACCCUGUGUGUCUCAAGGAGAUGGAGUUGCCCCCUGUGCCAUGUAUGGCUGGAGGACUACAGAGUGGACCGAGUGCCGUGUCGACCCUCUGCUCAGUCAGCAGGACAAGAGGCGGGGCAACCAGACGGCCCUCUGCGGAGGAGGGGUCCAGACCCGAGAGGUGUACUGCGUGCAGGCCAACGAGGACCUCCUCUCACACUUAAACACCCACAAGGACAAAGAAGCCUCAAAACCAGUGGACUUGAAAUCAUGCGCUGGCCCUACCCCUAAUACGACACAGCUGUGCCACAUUCCCUGUCCUAUUGAAUGUGAGGUUUCACCUUGGACAGCUUGGGGACCUUGUACUUACGAAAAUUGUAAUGACCAGCAAGGCAAAAAAGGUUUUAAACUGAGGAAACGGCGCAUUACCAAUGAGCCCACUGGAGGCUCUGGGGGCGCUGGGAACUGCCCUCACUUACUGGAAGCCAUUCCCUGUGAGGAGCCAUCCUGCUAUGACUGGAAAGCAGUGAGGCUAGGAGACUGCGAACCAGAUAAUGGAAGGGAGUGUGGUCCAGGCACUCAAAUUCAAGAGGUUGUGUGCAUCAACAGUGAUGGAGAAGAAGUUGACAGACAGCUGUGCAGAGACGCCAUCUUCCCCAUCCCUGUUGCCUGCGAUGCCCCGUGCCCCAAGGACUGUGUGCUCAGCAUGUGGUCUGCGUGGUCUUCCUGCUCCCACACCUGCUCAGGGAAAACCACAGAAGGGAAACAGAUACGAGCGCGGUCCAUCCUGGCCUAUGCAGGAGAGGAAGGUGGAGCUCAGUGUCCAAAUAGCAGUGCUUUGCAAGAGGUGCGCAGCUGUAACGAGCAUCCCUGUACUGUGUACCACUGGCAAACUGGUCCCUGGGGCCAGUGCAUCGAGGACACCUCAGUUUCAUCCUUCAACACAACUACAACUUGGAAUGGGGAGACCUCUUGCUCUGUUGGCAUGCAGACAAGAAAAGUCAUCUGUGUGCGGGUCAAUGUUGGCCAAGUGGGACCCAAAAAGUGUCCUGAAAGCCUUCGACCUGAAACAGUGAAGCCCUGUCUGCUCCCUUGUAGGAAGGACUGUAUCGUGACGCCAUACAGUGACUGGACAUCAUGCCCUUCCUCAUGUAAAGAAGGGGACUCCGGAAUCAGGAAGCAGACUCGGCACCGGGUCAUCAUGCAGCUGCCGGCCAACGGAGGCAAGGACUGCACGGAUCCUCUCUAUGAAGAGAAGGCCUGCGAGGCCCCUCAAGUGUGCCAAAGCUACAGGUGGAAGACUCACAAAUGGCGCAGGUGCCAGUUAGUCCCUUGGAGCGUGCAACAGGACAGCCCUGGAGCGCAGGAGGGCUGUGGGCCCGGACGGCAGGCAAGAGCCAUUACUUGUCGAAAGCAAGAUGGUGGACAGACUGGUAUCCAUGAAUGUCUCCGGUAUGCAGGCCCCGUGCCAGCCCUCACCCAAGCCUGCCAGAUCCCCUGCCAAGAUGACUGUCAGUUUACCAGCUGGUCCAAGUUUUCUUCAUGCAAUGGAGACUGUGGUGCAGUUAGGACCAGAAAGCGCACCAUUGUUGGAAAAAGUAAAAAGAAGGAAAAAUGUAAAAAUUCUCAUUUGUACCCCCUGAUUGAGACGCAGUAUUGUCCCUGUGACAAGUAUAAUGCACAGCCUGUGGGGAACUGGUCAGACUGCAUUUUGCCAGAGGGGAAAGUGGAAGUGUUGCUGGGAAUGAAGGUACAAGGAGACAUCAAGGAAUGUGGUCAAGGAUAUCGUUACCAAGCAAUGGCGUGCUACGAUCAAAAUGGCAGACUCGUGGAGACAUCCAGAUGUAACAGCCAUGGUUACAUUGAAGAGGCCUGCAUCAUCCCUUGCCCCUCAGACUGCAAGCUCAGUGAGUGGUCCAAUUGGUCACGCUGCAGCAAGUCCUGUGGGAGUGGCGUGAAGGUUCGGUCUAAAUGGCUGCGUGAAAAACCCUAUAAUGGAGGAAGACCAUGCCCGAAACUGGACCAUGUCAACCAGGCCCAGGUGUAUGAGGUCGUCCCUUGCCACAGUGACUGCAGCCAGUACAUAUGGGUUACAGAGCCAUGGAGCAUCUGCAAGGUGACCUUUGUGAACAUGCGGGACAACUGUGGAGAGGGCGUGCAAACCCGAAAAGUGAGAUGCAUGCAGAACACGGCGGAUGGCCCUUCUGACCAUGUAGAGGAUUACCUCUGUGACCCAGAAGAGAUGCCUCUGGGCUCUAGAGAGUGCAAAUUACCAUGUCCCGAGGAUUGUGUGAUAACUGAAUGGGGUCCGUGGACCCGAUGCACUUUGCCUUGCAAUCAAAGCAGUUUCCGGCAAAGGUCAGCGGAUCCCAUCAGACAACCUGCUGAUGAAGGAAGAGCCUGCCCUGAUGCUGUUGAGAAGGAACCCUGUAACCUGAACAAAAACUGCUUCCACUAUGAUUAUAAUGUAACAGACUGGAGUACGUGCCAGCUGAGUGAGAAGGCAGUUUGUGGAAAUGGCAUGAAAACAAGGAUGUUGGAUUGUGUUCGAAGUGAUGGCAAGUCGGUUAACCUGAAAUACUGUGAAGAGCUUGGCCUGGAGAAGAACUGGCAGAUGAACACAUCCUGCGUGGUGGAAUGUCCUGUGAACUGUCAGCUUUCUGACUGGUCUCCUUGGUCAGAGUGUUCUCAAACAUGUGGCCUCACAGGAAAAAUGAUCCGAAGAAGAACAGUAACCCAGCCCUUUCAGGGUGAUGGAAGACCGUGCCCUGCCCUGAUGGAACAGUCUAAGCCUUGCCCAGUGAAGCCCUGUUAUCGGUGGCAAUACAGCCAGUGGUCUGCAUGCCAAGUGCAGGAUGCCCAGUGUGGCGAAGGGGCCAGAACAAGGAAUAUUUCUUGUGUAGUGAGUGAUGGGUCAGCUGAUGAUUUCAGCAAGGUGGUGGAUGAAGAAUUCUGUACUGAUAUUGAACCCAUUAUAGAUGGUAAUAAAAAAGUGGUUCUUGAGGAAACCUGCACCCAGCCUUGCCCAGGUGACUGUUAUUUGAAGGAGUGGUCUUCCUGGAGCCUGUGUCAGCUGACCUGUGUGAAUGGUGAGGACCUAGGUUUUGGUGGAAUACAGGUCCGUUCCAGAGCAGUGAUUAUACAAGAGCUAGAGAAUCAACAUCUGUGCCCAGAGCAGAUGUUAGAAACAAAAUCAUGUGAUGAUGGACAGUGUUACGAGUAUAAAUGGAUGGCUAGUGCUUGGAAGGGCUCUUCCCGAACAGUCUGGUGUCAAAGAUCAGAUGGUAUAAAUGUAACAGGGGGCUGCUUGGUGGUGCGCCAGCCUGAUGCUGACAGGUCUUGUAAUCCACCGUGUAGUCAACCCCACUCGUACUGUAGCGAGACAAGGAUAUGCAGUUGUGAAGAAGGGUACACUGAAGUCAUGUCUUCCAAUGGUACACUUGAGCAAUGCACACUUAUCCCCGUGGUGGUGAUACCCACUGUGGAGGACAAAAGAGGAGAUGUGAAAACCAGUCGGGCAGUACAUCCAACCCAACCCUCCAGUAACCCAGCAGGACGGGGAAGGACCUGGUUUCUACAGCCAUUUGGGCCAGAUGGGAGACUAAAGACCUGGGUUUACGGUGUAGCAGCUGGGGCAUUUGUGUUACUCGUCUUCAUUGUCUCCAUGAUCUAUCUAGCUUGCAAAAAGCCAAAGAAACCCCAAAGAAGGCAAAACAACCGACUGAAACCUUUAACCUUAGCCUAUGAUGGAGAUGCAGACAUGUAAACCAUAACUUAUCCUGCAACAACCAGUCUCAGCUUUCUACCUUUGCUGUAGAUAUCCAGAGGCCACAAAGCUAUUCAAACUGUAUGGAUUAAAAUACAUUGUAACUUCUUAAAAGAUCAUCAUUAAGAGUGAAAAUCACAGUGCCACUGGAGAUAUCAAGACAGUACCACUUACAUAGAAACCAUCAGCCUUGAGAAUUCUAGGAGAUUUAGUUGAAUACAUGCUGAAUUCUGAGAGUUUUAUGUGAUCUUUCUGGAAUCUACCAACUGAUAAUUCACUUUCAUCUCUAAAAUAACGGUGGUGGGAUUGGCCAGUUAGGAUGCCUGAUGCAAGCCUCUGUCUGCAGUUAACCAUAGUAACAUUUUCGCAUGAAGAGUUUAUACCAAGAUCUCUACGCUACUAUAGUCAAACAUAACAACAUGUAUACUCAAUUGAUGAUACACAUUAUGUCAGAUUAUGUACUUGUUAAUAAGCAAUUUUAAUGGUGAAUAAAGAUAAACUCUAAACUGA